AUGGGAGCACAAGGACCUUCGGCAUUGCUAUAUGAAGUUAAGAAUACAAGUAAUACCGGAGAUAUUUCGUGUGGGUCUCUUUUCGUUUUAUUGAGCUGUACGCCCUUUCAUUCCGAAAACUCGGGUAUGGAUAAAGAUACAAUCCGUCAGAUCUUCCAAAUAACCGCACCGAAUAUAAUAUUUUGCGAUGGCGAAAUUUACGAGAAAAUUCAUGAAGCCACUCGUUCUUUGAGUCCAUUAAUCUAUACGCUUACCGAACAUAUUGACGGCGUUGCCACAGUUGAAGACUUGUUGAAUCCUAUACCAAGUGAAAAUCUUUACAAACCUGAGCUCCUCGUGUUGGGUGGUGAGCAGACAGUAGCAAUACUUUGUUCAUCCGGCACAACGGGUGUACCUAAGUGUGUAUGCAUGUCGAGGCAUAUGCUGAGCACUAAUUAUUCAUUCAUAACCAGCGAAGAUAUAAUUUUCACAAACAGCAGUUUGGACUGGGUAUCUGGCGUUUUCUUCACUUUACUCUCUGCGAUCAGAAGUUGUAAACGUGUAAUUACCAACAAGCCCUAUACCCCCGAAUAUAUGAUUGCGCUGGUGAAGAAAUACAAAAUCUCUUAUAUACUAGCUGCGCCACGUCACGUUUCAACUUUGGUUGCUUGUCCAGCAGCCACCACAUAUAACAUGAGCUCCGUUCGAAAUUUCUUAGUUGGGGGUGGCUGUAUUAGUCAAUCGACUUUGCAACAACUGAGAGGUUUACUUCAAAAUGGCACAGUUAUUUUUGUUUAUGGCAUGACGGAGGCUGGCUUUUUAUCGAUGAACUUGGAUGAUAAAUAUCCCACCUCAGUAGGCAAAUUACUUUCGGGAAUUAAGGCUCGUAUUGUUGACGAAGAGGGAAAGAAUUUGCCACCGAACGCAAUCGGUGAGAUUUUUGUGAACAUUGGACAUACUUGGGGUGGCUACUAUGGCAAUCCAAUUGAGACAAAAAGUCUUCAAGAUUCGGACGGCUGGUUACAUACUGGGGAUCUCGGUUAUUUCGAUGAUUAUAAUAUGCUUUAUGUAGUCGAUCGCAAAAAGGAUAUAAUGAAAUAUCAUGGUGUACAAUAUUGUCCAGCCGAAAUUGAACAGGUGAUCAAGGAAUUGCCUGAGGUUGAAGAUGUCUGUGUGGUCGGUGUAUAUGACAAGAGGCAUGGAGAUGCGGCCGGUGCAAUAGUGGUGCUCCGCCAAGAUGAAAAACUUACGAUAGAGCAUGUCAGAAAGCGUUUACCAUUUGAUCAUAAGCAACUGCAUGCUGUUGUAAUUUUCAUCGAUCGAGAACAUUAUUUGAGGUAUAUAUAAAUUA
Molecule: messenger RNA, 1330 nt
Organism: Bactrocera oleae (olive fruit fly)
Lineage: Eukaryota; Metazoa; Arthropoda; Insecta; Diptera; Tephritidae
Biological process (GO): fatty-acyl-CoA biosynthetic process; long-chain fatty acid metabolic process
Molecular function (GO): long-chain fatty acid-CoA ligase activity
Source: RefSeq, a predicted model, not a curated record